GGCGAGGCGAGGCGAGGUGGAAAGAGGAAGAAGGCAGAAGGCAGAAGGCAGAAAAAAUGAAGAUAGGACAGGUGAAGGCGGGUGGUGGUAGAUGUUUUUGUUUUUUGAGAGAGUGUGAGGGAGAGGGGCAGGACUUUGAUGGAGGACGGAGGAGGCAAGAGAGGCGAGGAGGGGACAACCAGUCUUUGCGAAAAUGCGCCAGCUGGGAGCCUGCGAGGGGAGAGAGGGGAGGGAGAGGGGAGAAGGGAGAAGGGCAGAGGGAGGGACGGAGCAGGAGAAAGUGAAGAAGAGAAAAGGGUCACACAGGGUCGGGGGCUAACUUCUACGAGUUCGAUGCAAGCGGACGCCCACGCCCACGCCCUCCGCCCUCGCCCUCGCCCUCGCCCACACCCACGCCCACAACACAACGACGAUGUCCAAGCCCAAGGUCCAAGGUCCAAGGAUGUUGGGUAUUUGGUAGGGCGAUCCACGCUGCGGUUCCACCCUGGGAAGCACCAGAAGAAUCCCGAGACCCUUCCCAGGAAACGCGGGCCACGGCCUGUCUCUCUCCUGGAUCUGAUAGGCGUGACGGGCUCAACCGGUGAUGAUGCUCGACCGGGGAGAGAUUCUUUACAGUUUACAGUCAGUUCCAACCUCCUCCUACACUACUACUCUGUACACCUCUAGCUGCUCCUUGGUGUCCGCGGAUUCCUGAACAGGACUAAUAA
This is a messenger RNA of Amorphotheca resinae ATCC 22711, 707 nucleotides long. RefSeq lists its product as hypothetical. The transcript has 2 exons. Lineage: Eukaryota; Fungi; Ascomycota; Leotiomycetes; Helotiales; Amorphothecaceae. The record is from RefSeq and is a predicted model, not a curated record. The coding region runs from base 139 to 666 and encodes 175 amino acids.